Neopsephotus bourkii (Bourke's parrot) is the source of this 3779-nucleotide messenger RNA. RefSeq names its product male germ cell associated kinase (gene MAK). Gene Ontology annotation, molecular function: protein serine/threonine kinase activity; ATP binding. Bases 470 to 2431 code for a protein of 653 amino acids. Gene Ontology annotation, biological process: protein phosphorylation; intraciliary transport; cilium assembly. The transcript has 16 exons. Gene Ontology annotation, cellular component: nucleus; cilium; cytoplasm. Lineage: Eukaryota; Metazoa; Chordata; Aves; Psittaciformes; Psittacidae. The record is from RefSeq and is a predicted model, not a curated record.
CGGGGCCACCGGCAGGCCCCUCUCUCCCCGGCAGCCCUGCGCUGUCGUCCCGGCGACGCGGCGGAGCGACUUGGUGUCGGGUGGAGGUGGUUGGCGGCCCCGCCCGCAGCGCCACUAGUAAUGGAUUUAGAGUUAAUCUCAAGAACUUGAUCCGCCUGUCAUGGGGCCUGAUUAGCAUCAGCUUUAGUGAUGCAUCGUCACUACAAAGAAGGUUCUUGUGGCAGCAGUUUGUUGGAUCUAUAUAAGAAUGACCAUGUUCUCCUGUCUCUUGAAUUUCAUGUCUGGAUCUCAAAGUAACGGUAAUUUGGAGGAGACUAGUGAAUAUCCUGUACCAUUAUGAGAAGAUUUUCACCAACCUAAAACAGUCUGAAAAAAAUUUCUCUAAAAAAAUCAAAGAUCAUAGAAUCCUUUGAUAAGACGGAAGACAUUUAGAAUUUAUAAGGUUUUGGUUAUCUAGGUCUUAAGAAAAAUGAACCGUUACACAGUCAUGAAACAGCUAGGUGAUGGCACCUAUGGCAGUGUGUUGAUGGGCAAGAGCAAUGAGUCAGGAGAACUUGUGGCUAUCAAAAGAAUGAAAAGAAAGUUCUAUUCAUGGGAUGAAUGUAUGAAUUUGAGAGAAGUCAAGUCUCUGAAGAAGCUAAAUCAUGCCAAUGUAAUAAAAUUGAAAGAAGUCAUACGAGAAAAUGACCACCUUUACUUUGUAUUUGAAUACAUGAAGGAAAAUCUUUAUCAGCUAAUGAAGGACAGAAACAAGUUGUUCCCUGAGUCAGUUAUCAGAAAUAUGAUGUAUCAGAUAUUACAAGGGCUAGCUUUUAUCCAUAAACACGGAUUUUUUCAUAGAGAUAUGAAGCCUGAAAACCUUCUCUGUAUUGGACCAGAACUUGUGAAAAUAGCAGAUUUUGGUUUGGCUAGAGAACUAAGAUCUCAACCACCUUAUACAGAUUAUGUUUCUACCAGGUGGUAUCGUGCUCCUGAAGUUUUGCUAAGAUCAUCUAUCUAUAGUUCACCUAUUGAUAUGUGGGCAGUUGGCAGCAUAAUGGCUGAAUUAUACACACUAAGGCCUCUUUUCCCAGGCACAAGUGAAGUAGAUGAAAUCUUCAAAAUUUGCCAAGUAUUAGGGACUCCAAAGAAGAGUGACUGGCCAGAAGGAUACCACCUUGCUUCUGCUAUGAAUUUCCGCUUCCCACAAUGUGUCCCCAUAAGCCUAAAAACUCUCAUCCCAAAUGCAAGCAACGAAGCAAUACAACUUAUGAGUGAUAUGCUGAACUGGAAUCCAAAGAAGAGGCCUACAGCAAGUCAGGCUUUGAAGUACCCUUACUUUCAAGUUGGACAAGUUUUAGGACCUCCUCCACAGUAUCUGGAGAAGCAGACUCCUAUUAAAGCAGUUCAGCCAACAGAGCCAAAGUCAAUUUUACCUAAACUGGAAGCUAUAUCCAAGCCAGAACCUCUGCCUUCACCGGAUGUACUGGACAGAACACAGCCACAGCCCUUGUCAAAGGUUAACCACCAGCCUCUCCAGCAAAUUCAGUUGCCUCAGAAUACUGCUAACCAGCAAGUACCAAAACAGCAGCAGCCACAAGCACAACCAUUUUUACCAGCUAUCAAUAAAAACUCAUUGCCAAAACAAACAGCUAAUGGCCCUCAGAGUGGUACAGUAGGUCCUAAAAGCUGCAGAAGACGAUGGGGUCAGACUUUGGUAAAGGCUGUGGACAGCUGGGAUGACUUGGAUGACACAGAAUUUGGAAUGUCAUGUUCAAAGAAACCUAGCAUUGCACUGUUAAAAGAAAAGAAAAACAAGGAGAGUCUCUUUAGUGUGCCAGGACCAAAAACUUCAUUCUCUAUCCAGCCCGGAGGGGAAAAUAAGGUUCUGAUGACAAAUGAUUCUGGAAGAUUAAAUACCUCAGCAAAGCAGUACUAUUUAAGACAAUCAAGAUACCUACCUGUUGUAAACCCUAAGAGUGUCUCCUUAGCAGCAGUCAGUAAAGAAGGUUUACAUGGAACCUGGAACAACCAGUUGUACUCUAAACCACUGGCACAUGCUGGAGGAGGAAUGACUUUCAACAGAAAUACUACAGAUGAGAACUUAAUUAUACCUAUUGAAAAGCUAUCAUGCAAAGAAAGUUUGAAUGAAAAAUUAGAGGAUCUGAAAGGAAAUCCUGGCUUUGUAAGUGGUGCUGCUUACAACCCAUCAGGAGUAUAUACCUCUUCCUUUCAUAAGAAAGAAGUUGGAUCAGCAGGACAACGGAUACAGCUAGCUCCUCUUGGUGCACCUGUAUCAGAUUAUUCAUGGAAAACCAAAGCUGCUCGUGCUCAGUUACCAGGUCCUACUUUCAAUUCAGCAGCCAAAAAUUUGAAUAUCUUAACUCGCCCACCAAUUCAGCCAGUACAUGGAAGAACAGACUGGAUGGCCAAAUAUGGAGGAAACAGAUAGAAAAUGCCAUCCUGUAUAGAUGUCAGUUAUGUUCAGUUCUGCACUAGAAACCUGAAAUGCCUAUUUGCUCUAACUUGUCCUAUGACUAUGCAAUGCUAAAGAAGGAAGAAAGACCUUGCUUUCUAUUACCUGUAUGAUACAUGUAAUACCAUAUAAAAUAGUGUAAGUAGGAUUUAUUGAGGUAUUGUGUGAUGCAUAUUGCCAAAACUACAGAGAAGUAGAUUUCACUUGAUACCUUUCUAAAGAUGGAACUCGUCAUACUCUUAAAACAACUGUUAUGGUUGUUCGCCCAAUGCAACAUCCACUAUUGGCAUGUGUCUGAAAUACACAGGCAGCUAGAAGCAGGGCUAAAGCAGAGCAGCACCAUGCUUUCAGGUAUUCAGCUGGUUCCUCACCUGAAAGAUCAGAGUGAAAGCACAGAUCAGGCUUUGUGAAGGGCACCACCUUCUCCUACAAGGAUUUUGAAGCUCACCUGUACUUAAGAGUUCCUUAGGGUUUGUAAUGUGCAAAUAUUCAUAAUAACAAUGAGAACUUAACUCUUGGUGGUAGGAUAUACACAAUCCACUGAUAAAUACUACACAAGGAAGGUCUAAAAGCUUAGCCCUUACAUGGCUAUAGAAUGAUAUAGCAAUACUGCAAAAUAGCUAAACAAGUACUGGAUGCUAGACUUAUAUCACCAAGCAGCAGUGAAGCCUGAAAAUUAGAGUCUACUGUUAUAAUUAGCUUAUUACCAUUUUUGGUCAAAGAUCUGUGGAGAUUAAUACCUAUCCUGUCAAGGGGGUGUCACAGAGACAUUUUAAAGAGCCUGAACCACUGCAGUCUGUCACUUAUUUUAAAAGUGACUUAGUCAAAAAGACAUGAAUUCUCAGUAACCUGUUUCCAUAUGUCUUUAUUGGGUGAUCCAAUUAAACAAGACAAGUUGAAUAAGCUACGUGAGGGAGGAUAUUGGGCUGUUCUUCAAAACCACUGAUUUCUGGUUUAGCUCUUAGAGGCUAACUUAGGUACCUGAAAGCACACAAAAACUUCAAUAAUGCAAUACCUCACUGUUUAUAUUCUUAUUCAGUACUUUCUCUGGCUUCCAUGCUAAGCUUUAUAAUAAUAUCCUGCAAAGGACCUUGCAAUAUACAAUAAAUUGUUUUUAGGGCGUAGGGCUAGGCUACUUCUGUUAGCGACUGCAUUAGAGUAGAUGCUUUAGGCCUAGUAGUUACAUUAAAGCUGCCAUUUUAAAGUACAAAAUGAGUAUGUUCUUUAAAGAUGUAAAGCUGUUAAUGAUUACAUUAAGCAUUGUAAAAAAUGUAGUUGUAUGGCUUUUAUAACUGCAUAUAAAAAUUUAAAUUCCUGUUGUUGA